Molecule: messenger RNA, 807 nt
Organism: Loa loa (African eye worm)
Lineage: Eukaryota; Metazoa; Nematoda; Chromadorea; Rhabditida; Onchocercidae
Exons: 3
Coding region: 1-807 (268 amino acids)
Source: RefSeq, a predicted model, not a curated record
AUGCUCAUAAUCAUAUUCAUACAACUUUGGGAUACUUGUGAUACAUUCGGUUGUUGUCCCAUUGCGAUACCUUGCAUGGCACAUAGGUGCAAGCCAUGCAUACCAAUCCCAUGUCCACCACCUCUUCCUCCGCCAACCUGUCCACCUCCACUUCCUCCUUGUCCUCCACUGCCAGUAUGUCCACCACUUCCUCCUCCGGUAAUCUGUCCACCCUUACCUCCUCCCUGUCCUCCACCAACAAUAUGUCCACCACCUCCUCCUCCAGUAAUUUGUCCACCUCCACCUCCUCCUUGUCCCCCGCCGCCAAUCUGUCCACCACCUAUUAUAUGUCCACGACCAAUAAUUUGUCCACCACCAUCACUGCCCCCUCCACCACCUCCACCACCUCCACCGUGUCCAUCGCCAUCUCUAGUACCUAUUUGUCCCGUCCCGGCUCCAAAGAUGAUACCGACAUAUGCGGUACCGGUGAUUAACGAUUGCUGUUGCACAUGCAUCACUCCUUGCGUGAAUUCUCAAAUGAGGAUACACGGUGCCAAGAUAUUUUCAGCUUCACUUGCUGUUGAUUUGGAACACGACUCCAAAUGCAAUAAUCCUGUCUUGCAGUCAAUUAUGGAAGAGAAUAUGGCCGAUGACGCAACUAUUGCUAAACGUGCUAUUCAACGGGAGGCUGAAAAGAAACUAUUCAAGAAGUUCAAUGUAAUCUGUUCGGAAGAUGAUUUUUCCUAUAUUGCAUAUACUGAUACUUUUUGCCAGCAUUCGAACGAUGACAUAACUUGUUAUGCUUUCAGCCCACUUCUGGAAAUUUAA